Caretta caretta (loggerhead turtle) is the source of this 339-nucleotide messenger RNA. RefSeq names its product serum amyloid A protein. Lineage: Eukaryota; Metazoa; Chordata; Testudines; Cheloniidae. The record is from RefSeq and is a predicted model, not a curated record. Gene Ontology annotation, cellular component: extracellular region.
ACCUCAAAGUUUUGUUUUAAAUUUUCAGUGUCUCUAUAAUCCUUUCUCUCUUCUCCAGGCGCUGAGGAUAUGUGGGGUGCAUACAGCGACAUGCGGGAGGCGAAUUAUAAAAAUUCAGAUAAAUAUUUCCAUGCUCGUGGGAAUUAUGAUGCUGGUCAAAGAGGGCCUGGCGGUAAAUGGGCAGCAGAAGUUAUUAGUGAUGCCAGGGAAGGUUGGCAGGGUGACAUUAGCGGCAGAGGAGCUGAAGUCACACGUCAAGACCAGGAGGCAAAUGCAUGGGGCAGAAGUGGAGGAGACCCAAACCGCUACAGACCAGAGGGCCUUCCCUCGAAAUACUAA